AUGGCCACGGACACCCCAGACGCCCUGGCAGCGUACACCGCGCUGACCAAAUACAUCGUGCACCCGAGCCUGGACCAGCACGACUGGUGGCAGCGCACCGGGCCCAUGCUGGCCAAACUGCUGCACGUCGCCAAGUACCCCAUCGCUGAACAGUUCCAGUACCUCUACCUGUACGCCACGCACCUCAUCCCGCUGCUAGGGCCCUUCCCCAACCGUCCCCGGAAGUACCUCUGCAUCCUCGGCGGGCUGGGUGCCCUGGAGUUCAGCCAGAACUUCACGGCCGCAGGGUCGACGGUGCGCAUCGCCUUCGAUCCCACGAGUCCUGCGGCCGCGGCGGGAUUGGACCCGUGUAAUCGGCGCAGUGUGGCCGGGGCUCUUGACACGCUGAGCCGGGUGGGCCGCGGUGUCGACCUGAGUCUCUACCACGCGCUGCUGCCCCAGCUGACUCUCAAUGACGAGGAGGAGCAAGUUCUCGUCGAGAAGAACCUGCUGGACGCACAGCCCGCCAAGACGCAGACCAUCCUCGCGCUAGACCUCAAGCGCGGCGACAUCGCCGUGAAGCUGUACCUGUACCCGACAUGCAAGGCCGCGGCCACGAACGACGAGGUCGGCAGCAUGGUCUUCCGUGCGAUCCGCCACGCCGACCCCGCGGGCCUCUUCGCCGCCGGCCUCUCCGCCAUCGAGGCCUUCCUGUCCGCCUCGCCCGCGUCGACCGCCAUGCUCUUCCUAUCGUGCGACCUCGUCGCGCUCACCCACACGCGCUUCAAGCUCUACCUCGCCGAGUUCGAGGUCGUCUUCGACCGCAUCGCCGCCAUCUGGACGCUCGACGGCCGCCUCGCCGACCCCGCCACCGCCGCCGGCCUCGACAUCCUGCGCUCUCUCUGGACCGCCCUCGCCGUCCCUGAGGGCACGCGCUCGCCCCCCGAACGCCCCACCAAGCCAGGCGACCCGCCCACCCUGCUGCCCCUGCUGUUCAACCUCGAGAUCCGCGCCAGCAAGGCCCUCCCGCAGCCCAAGAUCUAUAUCCCGCUCACGGGGCUGAAUGAUGGCGCCGUGGCAGCGGCUGUGGCGGGCACGUUUGCGGAAUGGGGGUGGAACGACCAUGCGAGGGGGUAUGUGGAUAACUUGGCUUCGUAUAAGCCGGAGGAGAAGUUGGAGAAUACUGCGGAUCUGCAGGCGUGGUUGUCAUUCUCAUAUGCGGAGGAGACGGGGCCUGGGCUGCGUGAGGUCCAGUAUCUGGCGGUUAAAGUGUACUUGGGGUAUAUUCAGUAG
Molecule: messenger RNA, 1272 nt
Organism: Aspergillus clavatus NRRL 1
Lineage: Eukaryota; Fungi; Ascomycota; Eurotiomycetes; Eurotiales; Aspergillaceae
Product: putative dimethylallyl tryptophan synthase
Exons: 3
Coding region: 1-1272 (423 amino acids)
Biological process (GO): alkaloid metabolic process
Molecular function (GO): transferase activity, transferring alkyl or aryl (other than methyl) groups
Source: RefSeq, a predicted model, not a curated record